Platichthys flesus (European flounder) is the source of this 943-nucleotide messenger RNA. RefSeq names its product tetraspanin-1. The record is from RefSeq and is a predicted model, not a curated record. Lineage: Eukaryota; Metazoa; Chordata; Actinopteri; Pleuronectiformes; Pleuronectidae. Gene Ontology annotation, cellular component: membrane. The transcript has 7 exons. The coding region runs from base 1 to 726 and encodes 241 amino acids.
AUGGGCUGCUUCACAUUCGUCAAAUUGAUGAUGGUCUUGUUCAACUUGCUUAUCUUCCUGGGCGGCCUGACCCUGGUGGCCAUGGGGAUCUGGGUGAGCGUGGACGGGAGCUCGUUCCUGCAGCUGCUGGGCCCGUUCUCCAUCGAGGCCCUGCAGUUCAUCAACGUGGGCUUCUUCUGCAUCGCCAUCGGGGUCGUACUGGUGCUGCUGGGACUGCUGGGCUGCUGCGGGGCCCACAAGGAGAGCAAGUGUCUGCUGCUCACGUUCUUCUCCAUCAUCCUCAUCAUCUUCAUCGCUGAAGUGGCAGCAGGAGUCGUGGCUCUGGCCUACACCUCAUUCGCCGAGGGGAUCCUCAGGGCUUGGGCCACCCCCGCUCUACAGAAUGAUUACGGCAGUGAGCCUGUGGUCACGUCCACCUGGAACACCACCAUGACCGAGCUGAAGUGCUGCGGAUUCACCAACUACACCGACUUCCUGGGCUCCUCGUUUGAGAAUCAGACCGGAGGCAGCCUGCCGCCCGACUGCUGCUGGACCCGCAGCGCCCCCUGCAGCCCGGGAGAGGCCGAGCGCAGCAAUGUGCAGGGCUGCUUCCAACAAAUCCUGGAGACGCUGAAGAAGCACGCCAACAUCGUGGGAGGCAUCGCAGCAGGAGUCGGCGUCUUAGAGCUGGCGGCCAUGAUCGUGUCCAUGUACCUGUACUGUCACCUGGACGGCAGAGUGAGCUGAGGCACCGGCGGAGGAACACGAGGACGAGGAAUCACACGAGGCUCCGGUCUCAGGAUCCACGUUGUGUAACGUCACGUCCGUGUUGUGACUCUCAACGUCUUUGUGUUGUUUCUCUUCUUCCAGGGAAGCAUCUGUAGUUUCACUGUGAAGUCAUGUUAACCCCUCAGUAAAAUCCUUCUGUUUUUAAGUGGAGGAAAUGUGGAUUUAUUCUGAGUUU